Messenger RNA from Nanorana parkeri, 3882 nucleotides. It is a transcript of the gene ZNF532, whose product is annotated as zinc finger protein 532. The transcript is spliced from 8 exons. NCBI's taxonomy places the organism in Eukaryota, Metazoa, Chordata, Amphibia, Anura, Dicroglossidae. The record is from RefSeq and is a predicted model, not a curated record. The coding region runs from base 1 to 3882 and encodes 1293 amino acids.
AUGGGAGAUAUGAAGACCCCAGACUUUGAUGACCUUCUUGCAGCUUUUGACAUUCCUGACAUGGUGGAUCCCAAGGCAGCUAUUGAGUCUGGCCAUGAUGAACAUGAUCACAUGAAGCAAAAUGCCCAAGGGGAUGAUGAUAACCAUAUCCCUUCAUCAUCGGACGUCGGUGUCAGUGUUAUAGUGAAAAACAUAAGAACCAUCGACUCUUCUGAGACAUCUGACAAAGACCAUCAUCACACCACCGGCAAUGGUUUGCACAAUGGCUUUCUCACCAUUUCCAAUCUUGAACGGUUUAACAAAGAAGGGCUGAAGUCUCUGAAGGACAAAGCCAUUGCAUCUGGAACCAUUCCGAAAGAGACCGUCUUUAACCAGUUCAGUCCUAUUUCCAGUGCUGAAGAAUUUGAUGAUGAUGAAAAAAUUGAAGUGGACGAUACUACCGAUCCAGAAGCCUCGUGCCCAAGCUUUGGCUCUAGUAUUUUAAAUCAGCAUCACUAUGAACGGGACAAAGCUGUUGAACAUUUAAUAAAGUCUGGGACUGCCAUCUCCAACAACUUUGAAAAAAACAAAGAAGGCAAACAAAACUAUGAGGUUGGCUCGGUAUUUGAAACCUUUAAGAUUAAAAACCUUGAUGAGAAACUGGAAGAGAGUACUCGGAGAAUGUUAGAGAACAAAGCUAUUGAUGGCAAACUGGACCCAGAAAAAAGUGAGGUAAAUGGAGGAAAUGUAGCACAGCUGAAGUUAAAAUCUUCUGCAAAGCUUUCCUCGUGUAUUGCUGCGAUUGCGGCUCUUAGUGCAAAGAAGGUAACAUGUGACCCAAAGGAUAUACACCCGAUUCCAGAGGAGUCCUCUCAAGUACCAAAAGAAAUUGACAAACCUUUGGCCAACAUAAAAUCUACUGAUGCUCAAUUGACAAUGCAAAAUCUCAUUGAUGGUACAAAGAGGACCCCGGUAAAGCCAUCGGACAGCCCGAGGAGUGUAUCGAGUGAGAACAGCAGCAAAGGCUCUCCAUCAUCUGGCGGCUCAACUCCCGCUAUACCAAAAGUAAGAAUCAAGACCAUCAAGACUUCUUCCGGAGAAAUCAAAAGGACUGUCACAAGGGUGUUGCCUGAUUUCGAAGCUGAAGGUACAAAACAAGUAUCGGAUCAGACUUCGCCUCUGGUAGUCUCUUCUCUUUUGUCAUCCCCAACAUCUGCUGCUGCUACUAUUCUUUCUUCACCUACUAGAGCAUCCUUGCAAACGACGGUCGCUACUAAUGCGGUUGUGUCAACAGAUGGCACUGCAAAACAGGUUACAAUCAAACCAGUGGCCACAGCUUUUUUACCUGUAUCUGCAGUAAAAACUGCGGGAUCGCAAGUGAUCAAUUUGAAGUUUGGAAACAAUACCACAGUCAAAGCCACAGUUAUAUCUGCUGCAUCCGUCCAAAGUGCCAGCAGUGCCAUCAUCAAAGCGGCCAAUGCCAUUCAACAGCAAACCGUGGUAGUUCCGGCUUCCAGUCUUGCCAAUGCAAAACUUGUGCCAAAGACGGUGCAUUUUGCCAAUCUUAACCUUUUGCCUCAAGGUUCUCAAGCUACUUCAGAGCUUCGUCAAGUGUUAACUAAACCCCAGCAGCAAAUAAAGCAAGCUCUUGUACCGACCUCUGCUGUGACUCCACCCAGGAAGGUGUCCAGAGUCCAAGUGGUGGCUUCCUCCCAAAGUUCUGUGGUGGAGGCCUUCAACAAAGUACUGAGUAGUAUAAAUCCUGUCCCAGUCUAUGUUCCCAACCUAAGCCCACCAACAAACGCAGGAAUUACCCUGCCAGCACGGGGAUACAAAUGUUUAGAAUGCGGAGAUGCCUUUGCUCUUGAAAAGAGUCUUUUGCAACAUUAUGAUCGCCGAAGUGUUCGGAUUGAAGUAACCUGCAACCAUUGUGCAAAAAAUUUAGUUUUUUACAAUAAAUGCAGUCUUUUGUCUCAUGCGCGUAGUCAUAAAGAGAAAGGAGUCGUGAUGCAAUGUUCGCACCUUAUCCUCAAGCCAGUGCCAGUAGAUCAAAUGAUUGCGUCGGGCCAGAAUACCGCUCCUGCUCCUCCGACCCCAACUCCUCGACAAACCCCGGCUGCUUUGCUGGUCCAUCCUGUAUCAAAGGCACAGUCUAUAGCAUCGGGACCAGUGAUAUCUGCUCCUGCUAGUACACCACUUGCUCCUGCGAUGCCUUUGGAUGAAGAUUCAUCUAAGCUGUGCAGACAUAGUUUGAAGUGUUUGGAAUGCAAUGAAGUCUUUUCAGAUGAAACCUCCUUAGCAACACACUACCAACAAGCUACAGAUGCAGCUGGACAAAGGACGUGUAGCGUCUGUAUGAUGCUUCUACCCAACCCGUGCAGCUUUGCCUGCCACCAGCGCAUUCAUCAACACAAAUCUCCAUACACGUGUCCCGAGUGUGGCGCAAUCUGCAGGUCGGCGCACUUCCAGACGCACAUCUCCAAGAACUGUCUGCAUUACACCCGCAGGAUCGGCUUCCGGUGCAUGCACUGCAAUGUCGUCUACUCAGAAAUAGCAGCAUUAAAGUGUCACAUUCAAGGAUCCCAUUGUGAGGUCUUCUACAAGUGUCCAAUCUGUCCGAUGGCAUUUAAAUCUGCACCCAGCACCCAUUCUCAUGCAUAUACCCAGCACCCGGGUGUGAAGAUAGGAGAACCUAAAAUAAUCUACAAGUGCUCAAUGUGUGACACCGUCUUUACCAUGCAGCCUCUGCUCUAUCGGCACUUUGACCAACAUCUCGAGCACCAGAAAGUGUCCGUGUUCAAGUGUCCGGACUGCUCUCUAUUGUAUGCACAGAAGCAGCUAAUGAUGGACCACAUUAAGUCUAUGCACGGGACUCUGAAGAGUAUUGAUGGCCCUCCAAAGGUGGGCGCCAACUUACCUCUGAGCACCAAACCCACUACCCAGAAUUCCACCAGCCCCAGCAAGGAGGAGACCAAGCCUGUUAAUGGCACGGAGAAGACGGAGAAGAAAGCGGCAGCCUCGGAGAAGAAGACUUCUAGCCAGCUGAUCAACAAACUCCCCAACCCAGGAUGGACCUGCUGGGAAUGUGACAAGAACUUCAACCAGAGGGAACUGUACAUUGCACACAUGAAGAAGGAGCAUGGAAAGCACAUGAAGAAGCAUCCAUGUCGGCAGUGUGACAAGUCUUUCAGUUCAUCGCAUAGUCUGUGUCGGCACAACCGCAUCAAACACAAAGGCAUCCGCAAGGUCUACACCUGCCCGCAUUGUACUGAUACCAAGCGAGCUUUCACCAAGCGCUUAAUGUUGGAGAAACACAUUCAAGUCAUGCACGGCAUCAAAGAGCCUCAAGUGAAAGACCGAGGGGAAGUGAAAACUGAACAGACAUUGGAGGAGAAGGACUGCCCUCAGGUGCCUGCACAAAAGCGCAUACUGGAGGAACCAGUUGUGGAAUUCCGGUCACCCCGGGGAGCCAUCACUCAGCCCCUGAAGAAACUGAAGAUCAACGUCUUCAAGGUCCACAAGUGUGCGGUGUGCGGCUUCACAACAGAAAACCUUCUCCAGUUUCACGAGCACAUCCCCCAGCACAAGUCCGAUGGCUCUUCCUACCAGUGCCAGGAGUGUGGCCUCUGCUACACCUCCCACGUGUCCCUCUCCAGACACCUCUUCAUCGUCCACAAGCUCAAGGAGCCACAGACCUCGGUCAAGCAGAACGGUUCUGGAGAGGAUGCUCAGCAGGAGAAUAAACUGGCAGCUGGGAAUGAAACGGCGGAUAGCAUAACAUCUGACAAAACAUGCAAAGUUUGCGCCAAGACAUUCGAAACUGAAGCUGCCUUAAAUACCCACAUGAGGACUCAUGGCAUGGCUUUUAUAAAGUCUAAAAGGAUGGGCUCUACAGAGAAGUGA